AGCAAGCGAGCCCAAUGCCAACGAGUUUCCUUGGCAGUGCUCUUCGGGGCACCUUCUUCUUCGUUUUUGGACUCUGGUGGUCUGUGCGAUACCCCUUGAAGUAUCUCAGGCGGAAAGCCAAUGCUGAGAGCCAGCCAAGCUAUGGGGUCCAGCGCGUGGAAGUCUUCGAAGGGGCAGUCAAAGCUUUCUUUGCUCUAGCAGGGAUAUUGGCCGAGCAGUUUAUUCCCACUGGUCCCCGCCUGCAGCUGACCAGCCCCAAGACACACAGCUGGAUGGACCUCUCCCACUGGCACUACACCACCAUGUACCUCUUCUUCCUCCUCUCCGGCAUCGUGGACGUCGUCUCGCACUCCCCGCUCAAGCUGCCGCUUGGCUUAGAUCGGCUGUCGCUGUCGGUGGCUCUGUUCAUCGAAGGUUUGCUCUUCUGUUUCAAUGACUACAGCGAUGCUGCCCUGGACCACCACCUCCAUUCCCUGCUGGCCAUGGCUGUCUUUGCUGGAGCCCUCUGUGCCCUCCUGGAGGUGUUCCUCCGAGACCACAUCAUCCUGGAGACCUUCAGGACCAGCUCCUUCCUUCUCCAGGGCUCUUGGCUUUGGCAGAUUGGGUUUGUGCUGUGCCCUCCGUGGGGAGGACCGGGCUGGGAUCAGACCGACCGCAGCAACUUCACGUUCCUCACCAUGUGCUUCUGCUGGCACUACGCGGGCGCUCUCGCCGUCUUGGCAGCAAACUCUGCCACAUCUCGCUGCUGCAAUGAGUCCUGCCAGCUGAAACUCGGGGACAUCGACGUGGAGCUGGACUGUGGCAUGUGCAUCCGCAAAGGCAACAAGAGGUCCAGCGGCGCCCUGCUGCCAGAAAGCACCUCGGACGACAAAUGAGGCUGUGGGCGGGCAUGGAAACUUCUUCCCCGCUGUGGCUUAGAGCUCUUGAGAUGAGGUUUUGUAAUUAGUCUUGAUAAACUACACUGGCACUUGAUGGCAGAGCAUCAGAAGUGGGAGGCAGGACCCUAAAGGCGGAGCAUGGCAGGAGAUGCAAAACCUUCCCGUGCUCCCCUUCGGCGAUAGCAAGAGCGAACCAGGCUCAUCUGGGAGGGAGUUCUUAAUUUUCCGUGCUGCAGCUUGGGCUGUGAACUGCAGAACUGGUUUGCUGGUGGAGUUCAACUGGUGUGGCCAAUUUAGCUAUUAUUUUUUAACAUUGUUUUUGCUUCUGCUUCUGCAGAAGGGAGCCAAACCAGCAUUCAAAGCUCCUGGUGGCUGUCGCUCACUCUGAUGUUAAUGGAGGGGGUUUUUUUGUACAAAGCUUAACGUGUACAGAGCAUACGUGAUCACCAAUAAAGUACUUU
This is a messenger RNA of Phalacrocorax carbo (great cormorant), 1339 nucleotides long. Lineage: Eukaryota; Metazoa; Chordata; Aves; Suliformes; Phalacrocoracidae. The record is from RefSeq and is a predicted model, not a curated record.